Molecule: messenger RNA, 9772 nt
Organism: Rattus norvegicus (Norway rat)
Lineage: Eukaryota; Metazoa; Chordata; Mammalia; Rodentia; Muridae
Gene: Slc38a3
Product: solute carrier family 38, member 3
Biological process (GO): L-alanine transport; monoatomic cation transmembrane transport; L-glutamine import across plasma membrane
Cellular component (GO): basolateral plasma membrane; membrane; apical plasma membrane
Molecular function (GO): L-asparagine, sodium:proton antiporter activity; L-histidine, sodium:proton antiporter activity; L-alanine transmembrane transporter activity
Source: RefSeq, a predicted model, not a curated record
CCAGAGUGGGCUCUGGGCAGCUUUCCUUGUACCCCGAGACCUGGGCAGGCGUCCCAGCUUUCCGAGAGUCAGAAUCUUGCGAGCUCCAGAGCAUAGGUUUGUGAGCCUGCCGGUAGGCACCCAGCUCCAAGCUUGCGCCAGAGUGCCGGGAGGGGCACUUCGUUGAUUCCGCUUCUUAGAAGAGCUAAGCAGGACAGAAGGGGACAGCAGCCCGGGGUUAGAUCCACAAGACGCCUAGUUUGAGGCUCAGUGGACCGACUUCCCGAGUCAGGACCCGCGGGCACCAGCUAAAGAACGGCCGGGAGUAGACUCUGGAGCGCUGCCCCGACGGGCGCCUGAGAGGCAGAUCUGCCGGCUGGCACGCCGGCAGUCCGGGUAUAUUUAUCCCGCUCUCUGGGCAGUUUGAGGGCAGAUCGGGCCGGGACGCCUGAGGGGCCGCGGGGUACAUGCUGGCCCCAGAACCAGUGCCAUUUGCAGUGAGGCCAGCGGGCACUGCUUGUGGCUCUUAUGGCUCUUUGGCCUGAGGGCGGGGUGCAAUGGUCGCUCCUGUCCACCUGUGGACCUGGCUGGCCGAGGUGUGAGUACUAGCCAGGGCCCAGGAUUCAGUUUUCACGAACCCGCCCCUGUUGGACUGGCCCCUUCUAUUGGCUACAGCGAAUGUGUGCCGUUUGUUUACACUAGAGAAGGGGGCCAAGGAUGGGCACGUGAGAAUUGCGCCCCAAGCCUAGCUCCCCCUCGCCACGUGGCCUGAGACCUGCAUGCAGGUCUUCCUUCUCCUGUUUGCAGAGGGAGGGGGCCUACAUCAAAGGCUCUUGCACCCUGAGGGUGGAGGACAUCUCCAAGGCACCCUUCCUUUAGUCCCCAAGUCCUGUUCUUACCCAUUUUGCUUUCUCCAUGUCCCGCCAUUAUUUUGUCCCCUGAUACACAGUCUGGGAUGGGGGCUUAUUUUCCUGAAGAGAACCCAGGCCCUUAGAGCGCUCGUUGUGUGUUAGAAAGCUGGAUAAAUCCAAGGAUAGUUCGAUUUAGAAAUAGCGAACAUCUGCACAGCUGUGGAAACCUGGGAAGCCCCAUCAUGGGAGGGAUCGGGAGUGCAUAGGGCCAUGCCUGGCACGUUAGGGAGAGGCUGGGAUAGCUGAAUCAGGAAUGGUAAUCUCUGAUUUCUUGAGCUUGAGCACGGACCGUGUCUCUAGGAAAGAUGAGAACGGUAUGUCUCAGAGCUUCGUUCUGCCUGAGUCUGGGGAGCCCACCUCCUCACUGACUCUCGAGCCAUCCUGUUGAGUGUGGAUUCUUACCCCAGGCUUGCUGUAUCCCACAGCCCAAGGCUCCAGAAAGCCAGGCCGAAAGAGUUGCUUAGUCCUGUACUUGUAUCAUGGUCCUUGGAGCCCCGGCAAAUGGGGAAGCAGCCCCAACGAAGGCAGGUAGAUCAUGAACUCCAGACUGGACCAGGAAAAGAUCUGCCUGAAACACACCCUGGGAGUCUGCACUGGGUGUGAGUGGAAGCACAAAGAGUGAGGGCAAAGCGUGUUUGCAUGGUAGUGCUUGCUAGGGACUAAAUGCCGUGUAGGCAUUUGUGUGCACAGCAGGCUGGAAUGUGGUGUGUGUGUGUGUGUGUGUGUGCGCGCGCGCACGAGCGCUGUUGUAGGAAGGGGCCCUGUGGGAAGAGUUCUAUUGUAGACAUCACCAGGGACCGGGUCUCACAGAGUAGGAAAGUUAAACUGAGAACUUAUAGAGAGGGCUUUGAAUCCAUUCCAUUCACUCAGUAAUGUUUAUUGAGUACCUACUAUGUGUCUUACUCACAAUGUGAUGGGUGGAAGCAUACUGAAGAGUUGGGCCUUUGACUUUGUGUGGGAAGACAGACAGACACAGGAGGAUAGGGUGGGAGCUCUAAAGGACCAAGCAGCUUUUCUGGGGGCCAACGGGAAGGACCAGCUGCUGGGGCAGGAGGGGCUUUCCUGCCAGUGGCCCACGGUUGCUUGGCUUUGAAUUUCCGCUCUGCGGGCCACGUCCUGUACACAGCCUCUCAGCCAGCACGUCUGCACCUGUGUGUGACCACUGACAAUAGGAGUCACUUCAGCUGACCACCGCUUCUGCUAGUCUUUUCCUUUGUUCAGGUAAAUAAAGUCUCAGGAACCAGCCUUGAGGUCUCUGAGCUUUCUAGUAGAUCCUGGCCUUGUGACCUUCCUGGACUUGGCUCCACUGGAUGUGACAUGGCAUCUGGUUGGCGGGCUAUAACUUGAACUUAUGGAGACCUGAAGAUGCAGUGGUGGCCUUGUGGAGUCCUUCCUGGGUUCUGCCUAGACACUCCAUGAUACCUACAGAACCUGACACACACCUGCCUCAUACCCUACACAUGGCCAUGUUGGCGCCCUCUCCUUUCUUGCUCCUUCUAGGACUCUGUCUUUGUUGGAGCAGGGGUUGUUUGAUUGUUUGCUUUGGUUUUGUGUGGGGUUUUUUUUGUUGUUGUUUUUUGUUUUUUUGUUAUUUCAAAACAGGGUUUCUCUGAAUCCUGUCUGUCCUGGAACUUCUUGGCAGACUAGGCUGGCCUUGAACUCACAGAGAUCCACCUGCUUUUGUCUCCCAAGUGCUGGCAUUAAAGGUGUGUGUCACCGCUGGCCCAGCUCUGUUUCUGUGGUUUUUUAAGACAGAGCUUUGGCUGCGCUGGAACUUGCUAUAUAGAUCAGGCUGGUCCCUAACUCAUAGAUAUCCCCCUGUCUCUGCCUCCCAAGGGCUAGGGUUUAAGGUUUGUGCCACUACCCUUGUGGAGCUCUGUCUUUUGCUGGCCAUUUCUUGGCACACCAUCUUCUUAACUUCUCUCAUUGUCUCUAUCUCCCUGGCUGAAUAGCAAACCAUCUACUUAUGUAUGAUUUUUGAUUAUUUCUGUUUUCUUUUAUCCGUGACCCUGUAUAUCCACCCAUGUUUCUCUAGCUCCCUGGGCCCCUAUCUGUCUGGCUGGUUGUCUGUCUAGAUCAGUAUGCAUGGGCGCAUGUGUGAAAUGUGUGUUUUCUUUUGCAUUCUCUCCCCUCAGAUCUUUCCUCUAUGCCUCAAUCCUCCUGACCUUGGAUGUCUCCCCUCCUCCAAGCUGACCUUACUUUAGCCCCCCAUCAGGGUCUACAAUGAGUCCCAAACUGCCCCAGGCCUGUGUUCCAGUUUUCCUUGAGGCCAGAAGCCCGGCUGUCCAAAUAUUUGGCCACCUCCAGGGGAUUCCGGGUCAGCCCGGAGGAAGAUGGACUGGCUGGCGUGGGGUCUCCCCUGCCUCUUGGGGGCCACAGUCACGUGAUGUUCUGUCCUUUGCCUCAGCAGGACUUCUGGCUACACAUCCCUCUGAACAAGCUGGCAAUGGGGUUGGGGGAGGGGGCUGCUGCUGGCUCUGGACAGCUUGGACUGAGAGGUGCUGGCAACAGUCUCCCUUAGAGACUGAGCUGCAAGAGUCCAGGUCUCGGUGGGAGAUGAGGCCAAGGUGGCUUGUAAGCAUCUGCCUUGUCUAGGAAAUGUACCCUGUCACAGGAAAGUCUACCUUCCGGCCCCAGCUGGGCUUCUUAGAUCCUCCUAGAUGCUUCCGGAUAGCCAGAACACAGGCACAAGCUACACAGAUCCUGGGGCCAAGGAGCUGAGGCAUGGAGUGGCUAGGGUGUCAGUGUUCCAGACUGUCACCUUUUCCCUGACUUUGCCUGCUCUUGCACACACACACCUCUUCAUGACAGCUGUGCCGGCCACACACUGGCCACAUGUCUCAUCCUCCUGUUCUAUUGUGUCAGCAAUGAGGUAGUGGUUAAGUACAGGCUGGGGUCUUCUAUCACCAAAGUAUGAAGCUGCGGCCUGGGGGAGGAAGGAGGCAUGACUGACUGCUCUAUCAGUCUACCUGCCCUGGAGCUCAGUCUCCUAUAGCAGCGGCUCCCAGCAGUCCCUGUGGCGGUGUGUUAGGGACCUACAAUUCAAACAUGUCAGCCAUGUACUAAUUCCCCAGUAAUGCACAUUUACUCCCAAAAUGGAGUCCCCUCUUUAAACCUGGAGAAGCAGGUCUCUAGAGAUAAUCUGACAUAAUGGCUAAACUGGAAUAGCAGUUUCUCUACCAUGAAGCCCCUACUAGGAGGCUCUGUGACCUUUCACCCCAAGCAACUUGCUUCUUACCAGGUCUUCCUUGGGCUAAGGUCAAGGCUACCAAGACGUAGGAAGGCUGAGCUAUAGAAGUGAAGUUCAUGGGGUUGGGGAUUUAGCUCAGUGGUAGAGCACUUGCCUAGCAAGCACAAGGCCCUGGGUUCGGUCCCCAGCUCCAAAAAAAAAAAAAAAAAAAAAAAAAAAGAAGAAGUGAAGUUCAUAUGACAUCCACACCCCCAUCAGAACAUAUGUUUGCAGGACUGGGAGAAGUACUGUCCACCCUGUAGCCAGCCCACACCUGCAAACCCACUUAGGUCCCUGAGAACUGAGGAGAAAAAUGGAGCCUAGGGACUCGGAUAGGAGAGAACGCUGUGGUUCCCAUAGUGGCUGAUGCAAGCAACCAGCCCAUCCUGGCCUGGAUUCCUGGGCCUAGAAGUCUUUAAUUAGCCAAAGUCAACACCUGCCGAGGUGUGCCUGAUAAAUUCUCACUCUGUGAUGCCUGCGUGGGCAGGCAGGCAUUACUUGAUGCACCGUCCUCCUGAUGCUCCUCCCUCCCAUCUCCCAGCAGAGCAAACAAGCCUCCAAGUGGUGUGCUGGACCAGGCCCUCAGCUAACUGCCCAUACUGCUCUGACUGAUACCAUUCUGGUGGCCUGGCCGAGGGCUCAGCGAUCUCCCUAUCCUAAGGCUUGACCAUUCUUUGGAGUCCUCUGACCAGCCCUUGGAGGUGAAGCCUCACAAGAGCUCCCUCAUUCUGUCUUUGGCUUUGGUCUAGCCUCCCAGGACCCUUAGAUAUCAGGGGGCAACAAGGUCCUGGUUGAGGGUCUCUGCGUUGUGAGGCUGAUCCUGGCUGGGGGCUAGUGUGGGUUCUCACCACCAUUGGAGACAGCAGGCUUAAGGUAGGAGCCGUGAGACGGGCUGGCAGCCUUAGGAAGUAUUUGAGAUCCCCCUCAUAGGAUAAAAGCCAAUCUCCACUCUGCAGCUCUGGUCCUGAAACCUGCCUACGCUGAGGUACAGACCUUGACUUAGCCUCUAUGGCUCUGGAAGGUUUGCCUAUGCUCACAGACUCUUCCCUCUCCCCUCACCGCCUGCUGGUACCACACCUCAGAGCCUAUGUGCUCCCUGCUUAAGCCUCUCUUCCUUGCUUCAUACUUUGGAGCUUCUGAGUACACUGCCUCUUCCAGGAAGCCUUUCUUGAUAUCUCUCUCCCCUAACUUUUUUUUUUUUUUGCACUGGACUUUUAGGGAUGGAACCUUUGGUCUUUUGCAUGCCAAGGACUCUACCACUUAAUUAUAUCCCUAACUCCCCUCUCUUUUUUAAAGCCCCAGAAGAAUUGCCUCACAUCCAGUUGCAGCAGAAGAUGUAAAAUGUUGGUGGUUGGGGUUGGUUGUAGUGGAACAUGGAAGGACAUCACUUCUACCCGAUUGGAGGUCAUUUAAGGACAAAGAUUCUGCAUCCUUCCUGGGAUCUCAGGGCAGCCUGAGGCCCGGCAAUGACUGGUUAUGAAUAAUAGCCAUCAGGACUCAAAGGCUUUAGCCCACAUCCUGAAAGGGGACAGGGAACCUAGAGCCAGAACCUUAGGCACCUCCCAUAGCCAUUCCACAGACUUAGUCUCCCUGGAUGCAGUGCUAGGCUGCUCCAUAUCCCGAUGCCAGAAUAGAAUGAAGCCCUGCACACACCAGCCCAGGCAAGCCCUUGGGGGCCUCUGUCAUUAUGACAGAAACAGUUGCUUGGUCUAGACUGCUGACUCAGCACACACCGAGGGCUUGUCCCAGCUUGCCCAGGGUGGGGACCGAGCAAGGGCAACCUACUGAGUGUCAGGGGGCUUUGGAGACCUGGCAGUGGUACCUUACACCUAGGUGAGAUCCUGGCAAGGUAGCAUAGAAGGGCAGCAUGAGGACAGCCUAGGGAUGAUGGGUGAUCUACAAGAGAGAACCCUAGAGGACAGGUCCACAUGGCCAGGGUCCUGGGUAGGUAGGCUGGGGUGAUAAAGGACUCAGAACUGACAACCAGGGAGACAGACAUAGGUAAUGGUGCUGGGCGUGGAGUUCCCAGAGCUAAGGUAUUCGAGGUCUGAGCUCUGGGCUAGGGCAGUGGGUGAGGGUGCUCUCUGGUGGGUGUCGGGAGAGAUGUCUACAUGGUGUGGGGACCUAAGGCUGAGCCUGGCUCCCUGUAGGAUUGAGGAUCAAUCCUGGGUGUUUAUUUGAGCUCCGUGGAGCAUCCCACUUCAUAGAAGGUCCAUUGGGAGCCAGAGUAGGGGGAAUGGAUUCAGAGCUGCAUUUGGGGUACUCCGUUUGCUUCAGGUGCAGCCUCUGGCGUUCCUGCCUUGCAGAGACAGCCCUUUCUGGUCUCCCGUCUGGCUCAGUGCCCCUCCUUGCCACUUUAGCCUUUUAGGAUGUCCUGACAGAGCCUGGGUUCAGUUUGCCCAGACAUCUGGGCACGGUAGGUAACCCCUGGCCCCAGGGACGGGAGGGGAGCCAGUGAGUUGUCUGGGCAGUGCUCGCUGCGGGGCAAGGAAGCUGGAUCAUCUGCAGUUCAGCCUGGCCAAGCCCAGAGAGAGAAGGGGCACCCAGCAGUGACAUGGGCUUCUCCUCAGCCGGCCAAGCCCUGAGCAACUCCUGGUCCAGGGACAUGAGAACUCUGUUCAGAGAGUGGCUUGGAUGGCAGGCCCCGUGGAUUAGGGGCUCCCUGGCAAGAGAGGAGAUGUUAGAAGGAAAGCAGGGCUGUGAGGAGCAUGAAGAGCAAGUGGCCCAUGAACUGUGUGCCCUGGGGCAUCCAUUUCCUGGAAGGGCCCCUGAGGGCCUUUCACCACAGCCGGGCUGGAUGAGCCCAGGUGUCCAGCCCCAGCACUGCCUCAGGCCUCCUGGCUCUGGAGGGGGCACCCUCUGCGCCUGCUGUCCACAGCGCCAGCACUCAGCCCACAGAGAGCCCUUUGUUCUGACUGCCAACAGAGCCCGCCGGGCAGCUGGGAACAGAGCCCACACCCCUCACCCUCUCCCAAGGCCUCCAGCCGUCGGGUAGUGCCAUUCUAGGUUGGCCAGGAGGCCCCUGGCACACAGGACCAGUUCAGGAAACUGUGUCCCAGGACUACUGUGAGGAAGGGGAUUCAGUCCAAGGCGCACAUGCCAAGUGGGGUCAGAACCUAGGGCUUAGCAUUCAGGGCUUCUGGUGCCAUUCAGGUAUCGGCUCAGAUCAGCCAAAUGACCCUCACUUCACAGGUAGAGAAACUGAGGCCCCUGCAGCUUGCUUGGACUAGUCGAUGUAGGGGACUUAUUGUCCCAUCAGGAUGUCCUAGGAGCUCAGGUGUUCAAGUUCUGCUCCACACCCCAAAGGCCUGGGGAAGUGGCAGGUCUCGAUACCUGACGGUGUUUGUGUGAGAGCGGUGCUCUGGGGUGGUUUCAGAGCCAUGGAGAUACCCCGACAGACAGAGAUGGUGGAGCUGGUGCCCAAUGGCAAACACCUGGAGGGGCUUCUACCAGUGGGCAUGCCCACGGCAGACACCCAGAGGGCUGAAGACGCCCAACACUGUGGAGAGGGCAAGGGCUUCCUUCAGCAAAGCUCCAGCAAGGAGCCACACUUCACCGAUUUCGAGGGGAAGACAUCGUUUGGGAUGUCGGUGUUCAAUCUCAGCAACGCCAUCAUGGGCAGUGGCAUCCUGGGGCUCGCCUAUGCCAUGGCCAAUACGGGCAUCAUCCUCUUCCUGUUCCUGCUUACGGCGGUUGCCCUGUUGUCUAGCUACUCCAUUCACCUGCUCCUCAAGUCUUCUGGGAUUGUGGGCAUCCGUGCCUAUGAGCAGUUGGGCUACCGUGCCUUUGGGACCCCAGGAAAGCUGGCAGCAGCCUUGGCCAUCACGCUUCAGAACAUUGGAGCCAUGUCCAGCUAUCUGUACAUCAUCAAGUCUGAACUGCCUCUUGUCAUACAGACCUUCCUGAAUCUGGAGAAGCCAACCCCGGUGUGGUACAUGGAUGGCAACUACCUUGUGAUCCUGGUAUCCGUCAUCAUCAUUCUGCCCCUGGCACUAAUGCGACAGCUUGGCUACCUGGGCUACUCCAGUGGCUUCUCUCUCAGCUGCAUGGUGUUCUUCUUGAUCGCAGUCAUCUACAAGAAGUUCCAAGUGCCUUGCCCACUGGCACACAACUUGGUCAAUGCCACAGGUAACUUCAGCCACAUGGUGGUGGUGGAGGAGAAGUCGCAGCUGCAGAGCGAACCUGACACUGCUGAAGCCUUCUGCACCCCAAGCUACUUCACACUCAACUCACAGACGGCAUACACCAUCCCCAUCAUGGCCUUCGCCUUUGUCUGCCACCCUGAGGUGCUGCCCAUAUAUACGGAGCUCAAGGACCCCUCCAAGAGGAAGAUGCAGCACAUCUCCAACCUGUCCAUUGCUGUCAUGUAUGUCAUGUACUUCCUGGCUGCCCUCUUCGGCUACCUCACCUUCUAUGACGGGGUGGAGUCAGAGCUGCUGCACACCUACAGCAAGGUGGACCCAUUUGAUGUGCUGAUCUUGUGUGUGCGCGUGGCCGUGCUGAUAGCGGUCACACUUACGGUUCCGAUCGUUCUGUUCCCGGUACGACGGGCCAUCCAGCAGAUGCUGUUUCAGAACCAGGAGUUCAGCUGGUUGCGGCACGUGCUUAUUGCCACCGGCCUCCUUACUUGCAUCAACUUGCUGGUUAUCUUCGCCCCCAACAUCUUGGGCAUAUUUGGGAUCAUUGGUGCUACAUCUGCUCCGUGCCUCAUCUUCAUCUUCCCUGCCAUCUUCUACUUCCGAAUCAUGCCCACUGAGAAGGAGCCUGUGAGAUCCACCCCCAAAAUCCUGGCCCUUUGCUUUGCUGCGGUUGGCUUCUUGCUGAUGACCAUGAGUUUGAGUUUCAUCAUCACUGACUGGGUCUCUGGGACCAGCCAACAUGGAGGAAACCAUUAGGAUGACCUCCAUCUUGCUCUGUUUAUUCCUCCUAGUACCCCCUGCCCUCUCUCUCUCCAGCCCCUGCUCCCAGCCAGGGGCUAAGGAAGGGGAGAAAGACAGGGGAGAAAGACUCUGUAAAUACUAUGGCAUUUGGCUCCACCCAUAUCCUCUCCGUCGGAAGGUUUUUGUUGAAGAGCCAAGGCCCUUGGACCACCCCUGCUGGGCUCCAGAGCUGCAGGGGCUUCCUGCACUAGGAACAGGGUGGGGCUGUCGCCUUAGAUCCCACCGAAACCCUCCAUCCUCCUCCAGCAGCUGUGUACACUGAGGCCUAGCAGCCACCUCCUGAGGUCACACAGGCUGCAGGGGCACACAGAGCCAGAACCCAGGUCUGAAGACAUCCCCUAGUCCUGCUGGGAGCCCACAGUCCCUGGUCUCCAGCUCCUUUUCCAACACUUGGGGCCCCAAGUCUUAGAUACAGGGGCCCUUCCUCUUCCAUCUCGUCCGUAGGAGACACUGUCCCAACCCAUAUCUGGGGUCAGCAGGUUCUGCUGAGGAUGGGGCUGGUGUGUACCCCCAGAGAUCCCUGCUGUUGGACCUUCACCAGUCCUGGGGAGGCUGGGACUCCCACACCUCAAGCCCGGGCUAUGACUUACAUUCCACUGCUGGGAGAAGAGAGGCGGGGCCCAGAGUAUCCUGCCCUUGGGAGUCAAAGACCCUAGGAGCCAGGCUGGCACAGGGAUGGGGAGGCUGGCCUUUUAUAAAUAUUAUAUGCAGAC